AUGGCCACGACAACCCCCGGAUGGUACCAGCCCUCCGUGACAAGCAUUGACCCUGCAGCCCGGUCUCUCCUGGAAGAAUACAGCGGGCUCUCACCGGAUGAGGUGCUCCCGCACGUUGUCGCCCUGCGCGACAAAGCCUUCCAGAUCUUUCCGUACCCGUGCAUUGGCCAAAUGCGCUUUCUGACCUGCCACCUUGCCCGUCUUCCGUUCUAUUCGCGCGUGCUCGCUCGUCUUACCCUUAGCGAGCAUGCAGGUUUUCUCGAUGCUGGCUGCUGCGUCGGCCAGGAACUGCGCCAUUUAGUGCACUGCGCCAAAAUCCCCGCUCGCAAUCUGUAUGGGUUUGACUUGGAAGCAGGGUUCUUCGACCUCGGAUACGAAUUGUUCCGCGACGAUGCUACCAAGUUUCAGGCUAGCCUGAUCCCUGCAGAUUUAGGCGUGGAGGGCCCCGAAUGGGAAGUUUCCCCGCUUGUGAAAACGGUAGUCGGCAAGAUUGAUGUCGUGUGGGCUGGCUCGUUGCUCCAUUUCUGGAACUAUGAGGGCCAGCUACAGGGACUGCUUCGGCUCAUUAACUUGUGUAGCAGGAAUGAAGGCGUGAUGGUCUGUGGUAGGCAGAUGGGCAGCGUAUUGGCUGGCGAGUAUGAAAUGACUGGCUUGCUGGACAAGAAAACCUAUCGGCACAACGUCGAGAGCUUGAAAGGCUUGUGGCUUGAUGUCCAGCAGCGCACAAAGUCGCGGUGGCAGGUCGAGGCCGCGUUGGAGGUCGGCGAGACGACGGCCAAUAUGCAGGGCAUGAGUUUUGUGGAUUCGAAUGCGCGAGUCAUAUGGUGGUGUGCCACCAGAUUAUCUUCAUCUCUCUGA
Talaromyces rugulosus is the source of this 858-nucleotide messenger RNA. RefSeq lists its product as uncharacterized. Bases 1 to 858 code for a protein of 285 amino acids. NCBI's taxonomy places the organism in Eukaryota, Fungi, Ascomycota, Eurotiomycetes, Eurotiales, Trichocomaceae. The transcript has 2 exons. The record is from RefSeq and is a predicted model, not a curated record.